AUGGACUCACAAGACUCGCUGGGUGAGCCCUUGCCUGUUGUAGGACUUGAUGCCGAUGUGAGUGUCAGUACCACGGAAGAAGAACCAGGAUUCGAUGAUGAAGACGAAGAAGAUUUCUUACCGGGUCUAGAUCAACCGUCUUCACCAGAGCCGCCACACCGAUCAUCGACACAAGACAACCUGCUUCAGCUGAGUGAAGAAGAUUUUGACCAUUCGCUUAUACAAAAGAUGGAUAAAACAGAAAAACUGGCAAAAGCACUAGAAACUGAACCACCAGUUUCGGCAGAUGUCGCUGGGCUCAGCGAAUCGUUCGUUUCAGAACUGGAACGGGAAGAUCGAACAAAAGACAUCAGUUUAACAUUGACAGAACGACACUUGGAAAAUCGUAAAGAUUGGUAUUUCCUGCGCGAGAAUUCAAGCUUCAUGCCUACAGAUUCAUGGGAAACCUUUUUGUAUGGUUCGUUAAAACCGGGAUGUUCAUUGGAGGAACUUUUGCAAUCCUUUGGAGUUCCACGGAGCCUUUUAACCGACCUACACGUGAGUCUUGACGGAUAUGAUCCUAGAAUUCGAACCAAUGCUUUAAGCGAGAUGUGUUGCCAACUCUCACAGUUUAUCAAAUCGCCUCGCUUCACAGAAUGUUUCAUUUCGUUCAUUUUGGACCGCAACAUAUUCAAUUCCGUCGGUUGUACAUCAGCUUGGUGUACUGAUAUCUAUCACAAGAUUGGACCUACGAAAUUCUGGGACGAUUAUUUCAAAAUUGUUCCCAAGGAAGCUUAUAUCUUGCAUCUCAGGGUAUCGCGCCAGAUCCAUGGCGCAGACCGGAUGUUAUUUCAAAAAUUGCACAAUACAACUAGUUUGUCAAACAGGCGGUUGAUCAAAGGCUUUGACACGCUUUUAUUUGCAGGAAAUCAUCAAGGUCUUCUGUAUUAUACUUUAUUUAUUUAUGGGAUUCGCCCAGACGAUACCCAAAGCGAAUCUCUUUUUCAAGCCAUGCGAAAUCGCCUACAGAAAUCAAGGAAAGGUCAAUACGAAGUGGAACUUGUCAUACUUGAAGGAUAUCUGACAACGUUUCUCAUAAACCGGUGA
Molecule: messenger RNA, 1086 nt
Organism: Lachancea mirantina
Lineage: Eukaryota; Fungi; Ascomycota; Saccharomycetes; Saccharomycetales; Saccharomycetaceae
Source: the annotation of a GenBank genome assembly